AUGACUACCGUCAAUAUUCAUCCUGGCCAUGUACUGCAGCAGCAACAACAACAACAACAGCAAGGCGUGCUAAGCUAUACGGAUUUGCUGUGCUCUCAAGCAAAUUUCACCUCGUCGUCUUACGACAAUGACUUUUCAUCACUUCUCAGCUACGAUGGUGGUGAUGGCUCUACUACUACUACCACCACUGGUGUUGCAAGUGCUACCCAACAUACUACCACAAUGGCCGAAACUUGUUCUAUUGCACCUAUUGCAGCAACCAUGACCACUUGCGCAGCCAUUCCAUCAUCCGCCUCUGGUAGUAACAUUCUCGAGGCACCCUUUUCUCCUAUUACUCCAAUCAUGCAUCCAUUAUACUUUCAACAACAGCAGCAGCAACAACAACAAUCAACACAACCACAGGAAUGUAAUACGUCGUUUGUUGGUCCAUAUGGAAACACAUACAUGUCGCAUGAAUCGUUUGGCCCAUACGUUUUGGAUGAAUACGGUGCAGAAGAUACAACAACAGCUGCAAUGCAUCAGCAGCAGCAGCAGCAACAAGAGUCACUUUAUUCCUCAUCCUCAGCUCCCCCUCCUUUGAUGCCAUUGACACUACCCUUUAAACAUGUGGAACAUACAUCCCAGCAGCAACAACAUACCUCAAACAAUUAUGCGAUCGCUGCUCCCACUAAUAACAACAAUGGCAAAAAGAGUAUUUCUCCACCAGCAACAGCAACAACAACACAACCACGUUCACGUGGGCGACGCGUAUCCAGUGUACCUACUCAAGGUGAACGCAUGUUUGUAUGUCAAACAGAAGGCUGUGGUAAAGUCUUCAAGCGCUCUGAGCACUUGAAACGCCAUACUCGUUCCAUUCACACACUAGAAAAACCAUUUGAAUGUCCAUAUCAAAACUGCCACAAGAGGUUUUCACGAUCCGAUAACUUGAAUCAACAUAUACGCAUCCACCGACAUAAUCAUGCAAGCAUUAAAAAGGAAAAGAAAUCAGCUCCUACUACUACGCAAUCAUCUUCUACGACAUCACCAUCAUUAUCCCUUGAUCCAUAUCAUUUCCCUAGCAGUAAUUUUUGCACCGUAUAA
This is a messenger RNA of Lichtheimia ornata, 1080 nucleotides long. RefSeq lists its product as uncharacterized. NCBI's taxonomy places the organism in Eukaryota, Fungi, Mucoromycota, Mucoromycetes, Mucorales, Lichtheimiaceae. The record is from RefSeq and is a predicted model, not a curated record. The transcript is spliced from 2 exons. Bases 1 to 1080 code for a protein of 359 amino acids. Gene Ontology annotation, biological process: regulation of transcription by RNA polymerase II. Gene Ontology annotation, molecular function: DNA-binding transcription factor activity, RNA polymerase II-specific; RNA polymerase II cis-regulatory region sequence-specific DNA binding.